Messenger RNA from Aspergillus sclerotioniger CBS 115572, 918 nucleotides. RefSeq names its product EMI1 family protein. The transcript has a single exon. NCBI's taxonomy places the organism in Eukaryota, Fungi, Ascomycota, Eurotiomycetes, Eurotiales, Aspergillaceae. Bases 52 to 720 code for a protein of 222 amino acids. The record is from RefSeq and is a predicted model, not a curated record.
CAUCAACCGACCGACCCAGACAUUCCCCCUCUAUCCAACACAUUCGCAGUCAUGGGUUGGUGGUGGAAUUCCACUCCCAAGGAGAGCGAGCCCCAGGCUCCUUCGGCCUCCAGUCUUCCUGCAUCACAACCACCCCCGGGGACCACCCCCUCCGCCCCAUCAUCACCGCCUCAACCCCGGACAUUAAGCCGCGAGGAGCAGGCCGACGCAGAAUGGAAGAAACUUGUCGCCAGUCUAGAGGGCGACAUCAAUGGCACAAAGCCCCAGCAAUCAUCCUCCGCGGGAGACUCCCCAUCUCCUGACUCCGCAUCCUCCUCCGACCCUCGAGCACCCCCAUCAUCCAUUGCUCCCGAGUCGCUCUACGACGACACCAUGUCCUGCCGCUCCGCAUUCGACUAUGCAUUCUUCUGCCAGUCAUUUGGCGGUCAAUUCGUCAACGUUUACCGCUAUGGCGAGCUCCGGUCCUGCAGCGAACACUGGGACAACUUCUGGAUGUGCAUGAAGACCCGCACGUUACCGGACCAGCAGCGCCGGAAGGCGAUCCGCGACCACAACCGCAAAAAGGCCAUCAAGUACAAGACCGGCCCCAGCAGUGAAGAUGUCUGGGAUGUGCGGACAGAGCCGGCUCAGAACCCUUUCUCGGGGGAUUUUGCCGCCCUGGAAAUCGAAAUGCAGGCGCAAGAAGCCGAAGAAGCGCGUCAGAAAGCGGCCCCAGCCUAGAGAGUAGAGACACUUGCCCUUGUUGUCUCUUCUUUGUGGAAACUUGCUUCCCCAGUUUGAUGUCAUGUAAAUGGAUACCUGUCCCCAAGGGAAAUUUGUAUAAUAGCUUAAGUAUAUUACGGCCUUUGAUGUCGCACCAACCCCUGAACCCAGCGCACGACAAAGGAACUUGCCCUAUAUAAAGCGACAAUCUCCGAC